GCAAAAUCAUCAGAGCCUCAGCUGUCUGAGUCUGCAGACAACAUCCAAGAUCGACAACGAUUUUAUGUUUUGUUUUCACAUCCUGCCAGGCCUUUGUGAGCCAUCAUCAGACAUGGCAGCUGCUGGGCUCUCUGAGGAUCAGCCACUCUGCUGCAUCUGCCUGGAUGUGUUCACCCAGCCAGUGGCUCUGCCGUGUCAGCACCACUUCUGCAGGACCUGCAUCACCAAACACUGGGACAACGCUGACAGAUGGCAGUGUCCCCUGUGUAACAGGGGCUUCACCAGCAGACCAGAGCUUCAGGUUAACACAGGAAUGUCUAAACUAAGUGAUCAGUUGGAGCUGCCGGCUCAGCAGACUGCCUGCUGCAGCUUGGAACCACGGCCUGAUGCAGGACAGGUUGUGUGUUGCGUCUGCUCCGAGGAGGCCCAGAUGUCCUGCCUGGUGUGUCUCAGCUCCUACUGCGAGACCCAUCAGGUUUUCCAUCAGAGGAUCCCAGGCCUGAGGAGACACACUCUGCUGGACCCUGUGGACGGACUGGAGGACAAAAUAAGCAACAAGUAUCAAAAAGCUUCAGAGAAGCUUAUGUGCCAUCGUGGCCUUUUUGUGUUGCUUGCAUGUUUUAUUUUAAUAAUUGCUGUUUGUUAUUUUGUAUUUAUUUAAUUUUGUUGUUUUUACUAAACUAUUUGGAUUCAUCUGGGUUUGUUGAUUAACUUCUUUUUUUUGCAUAGUUUUCUGUCCACCGUCCAGAAGCUCCCUGCCUCUCUGGAGACAGAAACUUGCCAUGAUGUUCGUCAUUCACUCCAAUUUUUAUCUUAUGGAAAACUGUUAGCCUCGCGAUUUUAUGGAAAGUGCUCUUUAAUUUAAUUUUUAGAAGGUUAAGUUUUGAUUCUGCUGAGCAGGUUAGACCACUAGAGGGCAAGAUGUUCUUGGGAAUCUUUUAAACUAUAAAUUAUGUAUAAUAUGAGCAGCCUUGCAAUUCUUUUACAUUUAUAAACUUAAACUAUUUUCUAGCUGGUUACUGAUGUGAUAUAGCACCUCACAGCAACAAGAGGCCAAAUCAGGAGAAGUAGUGUGUUACGUCUGCUCUGAAACCAAAUCAAAAUCUAGGAAGUGUGUGUACUUCAGGGACAAAAAAAAAAAAAUAAAAAAUACAGGAAGAGGGUUGGGGAACUUUUUGGGGCAAUUCUUUACAGACUCUGAUCAGUUCCGGCAUCUGGCUCAACCCUCAAGCUUGUUCAUGUUUUUGCAGCAGUAUCCAAAUGGUCGGCCAUGUUGGCCAAAAUCCUCAAGCUGAAAAUGUAGAAACUAACUCUGAUGUGAAUUCUAAAUAUAAAGUGCUCAGUAAACAUGGGGAGUUUUAAAUGAAAAGAAUAAUAUACAUACAUAUGUGUUGACAAGAAAUGUGUAAAUGUAUGUAGAUUCCCAACAUUUAACUAGUGUCUGGUGUAUUUCCCUAUUAAUAACAAUUACCACA
Messenger RNA from Xiphophorus maculatus (southern platyfish), 1475 nucleotides. RefSeq names its product E3 ubiquitin/ISG15 ligase TRIM25-like. The transcript has 2 exons. NCBI's taxonomy places the organism in Eukaryota, Metazoa, Chordata, Actinopteri, Cyprinodontiformes, Poeciliidae. The coding region runs from base 65 to 661 and encodes 198 amino acids. The record is from RefSeq and is a predicted model, not a curated record.